Messenger RNA from Seminavis robusta, 2700 nucleotides. NCBI's taxonomy places the organism in Eukaryota, Bacillariophyta, Bacillariophyceae, Naviculales, Naviculaceae. The record is from the annotation of a GenBank genome assembly.
AUGAAUCUCUCCUUUUCGUCUAUCUUGCUGAUCAUCGGGUGCUGGGGUCAUGUAGCUAGCUUUCAAGCUCUCCCAAACAGCAUCUGGACAAAGAAGCUUGGUGUCUCACAGUCGCUAUCACCGCCAUCGGGGCGGAAAUGGGCCAUUUCAGGUGUUCUCAGCAACAGCAAGGGCAUCAACUCCUUGUCCGGACUACAAGCUACGAAGUCGUCGAGCCAAAGUGAUGACUCUCAGGAAGAAGAGACAAACUCAAGCUAUGGACUGGAUCGGACUACUAGAGUGGGCACUCUGCAGCCCAUGAAUCGCCGCGUGUUCAUGGCUGCUGCUGCUGCCGCCAUUGUGACCAAUUCCGUGCUCUUGGAAAAGGCCACUGCAGCUGACAACAGCAAGUCUGCGAGCACUCCUCCGCUGCCAUGGGAAACCAAUCCAGUCAACAAGCGUUCUGGCGUUACCGUCACAGAUGUUGAAACCGUGGGCUACAAUGUCGCCUUUGUCACUUACCUGUCAAGGUUUCUGCUCAACUUUGACCAAAACUGCCAACGAUAUUGGUUCACUGGAGUUAGCAUUCCGCAAACGGCGACUAGUGCAGAAGUGGAACGCAUUCGUCUGGAUCAGUUUGCAGCCUUUUCAGCUUCUGUGGAAUUGGGCUUGAGACAGUACAACCAAGGAUCGGAUGGCCCAAAGCAGUUAUUGCAAGACUUGGUUCAGAAGUAUGGAACUAUCCCUGACAAAAAUAUCGAUGACAGUAAGGCUAGUGAACGCCGGGUUGCCAGAGCAGCUAGAAGGCAAAUUGCUCUUCUGUUUGGUCUGAUGGAAGUCAAUCAACCCACAAAAGAAAUUACAAAGCUACUGGCAGCAGUCGACAAUGGGCGUGUAUCGUCUGUUCAACUCAACAAGGAUGCUCUUCAAAUGCAAGGAUUCGAACUGGGAAGGGAACCCAUUGUGACUUUUAAUCCACCCCAAGCAGGUGACAGUUUCCAAGUAGCUGAAGGUCGCGUUGUUCUCAAGCCAACCGGAAAUCUCUUGCGACUCGAUAUUGUGAAUGGAGGCAGUGGCUACAGCAGUCCUGCUAUUGUGACUGUGUCACCGCCUCCUACUGAAGGUGGCAUUACAGCCAAGGUCCAAGCAAAGAUUGUCAAGGGCCAAGUGGAGAGUCUUCGUAUCAUAGAUACAGGUUCUGGGUACACAGACAAGGAUCCCAUUGAAAUUGUGGUAGUGCCCACAGACGGAGAACCGGCAGUGGUGGCUCCCGUGCUGAACAUGGCUAUUUCCCGAAUAGAUGUUACCAGAGAAGGAUCCGGGUACGCGGUGGAAAAACCAACCAAAGUCUAUCUCACACCUUUCCCUGAAAAUAUCAGCAAGAACAAGGGCAGUUCAGCAGAACCCGUUCUAAUCGGGUUGACCUAUCCCGUGGCAGAGAAAAGUUCUUUCACUUCUUUUCGAAAAGAUGAUGAUACGAAGGAGCUGAGAGAUCAAGAGUCGAAUUUUGAAAAGCGCUACAAUCUGCAACAAGGGUCUGGUGCAGUGAGUGGUAUUGAUAGUGGCGCAGCGGCCCCUCGGCUUCCAUUCUGGACUGGGCGGGCGUCAUCCUCUGCAGAACUGCUACGAAUGCUUCCCGCAGGAGUGGGCUUGGAAUACGACUCUUCUGCCAAAAGAUAUGCUCUGGCCAUGGACACCGAGUAUAUGAAGAAGUAUCCAGCCUUUCUACAGCAGGGUUCCAGCCGAAUCAUUGGUACAGAGUUUGGACCACGCGGCAGAGCGCCAAUUGAACGAGACAGAGAGCUUGACUUAUCAGCUUACCUUCGGUUUAGCUUGUCGGGAGCUACGUGUGCCUCCGCUGUGCACCUCGCACUGACUCCACUGGACGUCGCCAAAACUCGGCUCCAGACAGCUCCAGACAAAAACCCCAAUAUUGCCACGGCCUUUCAGAAUAUUGCCCAAGAGGAUGGGCUUUCAACCUUUUUUACUGGCUGGAUACCCACUAUUCUCGGUAAUUUCCUUUCAGGUGGAGUAUUGUACGUGACAACGGAGUUCAUUCGCCGGUACCUUACUGAAGCCGCUGGAGUCGAAGCUUUGAAUCUUGAAGUCCCCAUUAUUUUGGCCGCAGCAGCAGUAGCGUCGGCUUUGGGAGCCGUGUUGAGCUGCCCCUUUGAGGCGGUGCGUAUUCGGACAGUUGCCCAGCCCGACUUUGCUCCAAACUCUAUUGAAGUGUUUACCAAAAUGCUCCAAGAAGAAGGCAUUGGCUCGUUGACGGACGCUAUUCCUGUCUUUCUGGUGCGCAAUAUUCCCUAUGCAAUGACAAAGUUUACAAUCUUUGACAUAUCUACGGAACGACUCUACGAAGCAUUUCCAGCAGCCCAGGAGGACAUCAAGUUAUCCCUGCUUGUCAGUCUGGUAGGGGGCAUUCUGGGAGGCUCUGCUGCGGCGUGUGUAAGCAACCCAGCAGACGCAGUCAUCUCUGAGCUGAAGAAAAGCUCCACAGAGCUAACACCGCAACAAGCUGUCGCAAACAUGCUUGAACGCAAUGGAGUUGCCACCUUCUUCGUGGGCUUGCCUCUUCGCAUCGUCUUCUACUCGCUCAUAGCCAGCAUGACAUUUGUGGUUUAUGACUUUGUCCGCAUUUUACUGAGGAUAGGCCCUGACGACUUGCGGCUAUACCUUGACGUUCUCAAUGGGAGUCUAGGCAACUCUCCUUCCUGA